This is a messenger RNA of Sceloporus undulatus (fence lizard), 2877 nucleotides long. RefSeq names its product zinc finger protein 347-like. The transcript is spliced from 5 exons. The record is from RefSeq and is a predicted model, not a curated record. Bases 1540 to 2586 code for a protein of 348 amino acids. Lineage: Eukaryota; Metazoa; Chordata; Lepidosauria; Squamata; Phrynosomatidae. Gene Ontology annotation, biological process: regulation of DNA-templated transcription.
GGUAAACCCAGAAUACAGGAUGUUAGGACCAUCGUCUGCUGGAAAUGAAUAUAUCACGGGUAAGUAGCAACUUUCGUUUCUAUUUUAAUGCUUUUGCAUGCUUUUAAUUGUAUUACUCUUUUAAAUUACAAGUCGCUUUGAGUCCCAGCUUUUGGGGGAAAGCAGGAUAUAAAUAAAUAUAAGAAGAAUCACAGAUUUUGAAGAGACCCCCAAUGGUCAUCUGGUCCAUCCACCUGCCAUACAGGUACAUGCAGUCAAAACACUCUUGACAGAUGACCUCCGAUCCAACCUCUGUUUAAAAACCUCCAAAGAAGGAGACUCCACUAAUCUCCAAAGAAGUGUGUUCCACAGUUGAACAGCUCUUACUGUCAGGAAGUUCCUCCUAAUGUUGAGUUGGAAUCUCUUUUCCUGUAAUGUUUUUAUUUAAUUUUAUUUCUUUUGAGAGUCAUAAAAACAUGUAGUACACAUUCAUCUCCCUGACAAUAAUCUACAAAGACAACAUAUAAAACCAAAGAAUACAUACAUUGUGAAGUCAGAGGCUUUCAUGGCUGGCGUCCAUAGUUUUUUGUGGGUUUUUCGGGCUAUGUGGCCAUGUUCUAGAAGACAUAAAUUAACUAAACUUAAAGAAUAUUAACUGGCAAUCAAUUGUUACUUCGUCAUGCACAGUCUUCUUGGUAUUAAACUCUGGUUAUUCAAGGUUUCCAUAGUAUCUCAUCUUGUAGCUGAUCUUUUUAUUUAUGCAGUUUUCUAAUUCUAGUUUCCUAGUUCAAUCACACUAUAUGUAUUUUCAUUCUAAUACUGAUUUCUAGCUGGACAUCCUAAAACAAUGUUUUUUAAGAUACUCCAUCUCAUUAUUGUCACAGUGGAUCUAACAUCAAUAUAUUUCCCUGUUUUUGUUUUAGAUGUUACACUACUAACUCCCAAUCCUCUGCAAAUUUCUCAAUUUUCUGAUUGCGUACAAGUCUCAUCAAUUUAUUCAUUUCCAUAACAUCUAGUAGCUUUGACAGACAAUCCUCUAAUGAAGGCAUUGUCACAGAUUUCCUUAUUGUUGCAUAGACCUGUCUUGUAGAAUAAAAUUCUAUCAUGUUUUAACCCCAUGAUUGAUCUAAGAUGUUCAGCAAAAAGGUUUCUGGUUUAAAUUCUAUAUUUUCUUGUAGAAUUACAUUUAUUGCAUGGUGUAUUUGGGGUGUCUCUCCCUUUCUGCCUUCAUCACCAACUUUCUUCUCUUCUGGCCUUUUUCUCCAGCGUCCUCCAGCUUUUCCUACUAGAAAUAGAAUAAGAGGGUAAGUUUCUGUCCUUUCCCUGCAUUAACAUUUCUUCCUAGGCUGAGCUUGUCGUUCAUUUAACUCUUGGAGGACAAAGAAAGACUGAAGUGCUUUCAGAUUGUCUUCCAUCUUGGGCAACCCUAUGAGUGAAUGACCUCUAAGAGACCCUGUUGUUAACUGGUUCAAACAGUUCUUGCAAGGUGGCCAGAGGUCCGGGAUAGGCCUGUUGGGUCUCCAAACAAGGAGAGGAGAAUCUCCAUUAGAUUACUUCUCCAUGGAAGAAACUGCUAUAAAGAAGCUCUUGGGACAGGUGACCUUUGAGGAUGUGGCUGUGUAUUUCACAAAGACGGAAUGGAACCUGCUGGAUGAGAACCAAAGAUCUUUGUACUGGGAUGUCAUGAUAGAAAACUACGAGAAUGUGUCCUCCCUUGGACAGCUUGUGAAUCAUACAGGAGAGAAACCACACAAAUGCCAGCAGUGUGGAAAGUGUUUUGCUCAAAGGUCAUACCUGAGGAAGCACUUGAGAGUCCACACAGGAGAGAAACCAUACAAAUGCCAGAAGUGUGGAAAAUGUUUUGCUCAGAGGCCACACCUUGUGUCUCAUAAGAGAGUCCACACAGGAGAAAAACCAUACAUAUGCCAGCAGUGUGGGAAAUGUUUUGCUCACAGGUCAACCUUUGUGAUUCAUGAGAAAAGCCAUACAGACAAUAAAUCAUACAAAUGCGAACAGUGUGGAAAAUGUUUUGCUCAGACAUCAAGCCUUAGGAGACACUUGAGGGUCCACACCGGAGAGAAACCUCAUGAAUGCCAGCAAUGUGGAAAGUCUUUUCUUCACAAGUCACAGCUUGAGAAACACCAGAGAGUCCACACAGGAGAGAAACCUUAUGAAUGCCAGCAGUGUGGAAAGUGUUUUGCUCAAAGACCUCACCUAGGGCAGCACUUGAGAGUCCAUACAGGAGAGAAACCGCACAAAUGCCAGCAGUGUGGGAAAUGUUUUGCUGACAAGUCACACCUUGUCAAGCAUCAGAGAGUCCAUACAGGAGAGAAACCAUACAAAUGCCAGCAGUGUGGAAAAUGUUUUACUCAGAAGUCACAGGUUAAGAUACACCAGAGAGUCCACACAGGAGAGAAACCUUAUGAAUGCCAGCAGUGUGGAAAGUGGUUUACUCGCAAGUCAGUGAUUGUGACUCAUCAGAGAGUCCACACUGGAGAGAGACCAUACAAAUGCCAGGAGUGUGGGAAAUGUUUUGUUCGCAAGUCAGUCCUUGUGAAUCAUCAAAGAGUCCACACAGGCGACGUACCAUACACAUGCCAGAAGUGAGAAAAAUGUUUUGCUUGGAGCCCCUCAUCCAGAGAGUACACACAGGAGAGAAACUCCAUUGAUCAGAAUGGAGACUGCAGUUACGAAAUCAGAAGAAUAGGAAGGGCAGCUAGAACUAGACAACAUCCUAAAGGUACAACUCAAUAUUAAAGUUAGAAUUUUCCAGUCCAUUGUAUUUCCCAUCACCAUGUAUGGACUGCAAGAGCUGGACAGUGAAGAAAGCAGACAGAAAAUUAAUUUAUUUGAGAUGUGAUGCUUGAGAAGAGUGCUGGCGAUACCAUGGACAGCCAA